AAGCCAGAAGCAUCGUCAACAUGGACCUUGCCCUUCUCUGUGUGUUUCUGCCUUUGGUGACAGUGGUGUGGGGCCAGUAUGGUGACUACUACUAUGGCCCCUAUAACUACGGAGAUAAUGAUGAAUGGGCCAACGUGUACCGUCAGGGCUUCAACUUCCAGUGCCCGCACGGGCAGGUGAUUGUGGCCAUCAGGAGCGUUUACAGCAAGAAGGAGGGCUCCGACAGGCUGUGGAACUACGCGUGCAUGCCGGCGGCCCAGAGCCUCGGCGAGCCGACCGAGUGCUGGUGGGAAGAGAUCAACAGGGCAGGGACCGAAUGGUAUCAGACCUGUUCAAACAAUGGGCUGGUGGCCGGUUUCCAGAGUCAGUAUUUUCCAUCUGUGCUUGACCGCGAAUGGCAAUUUUAUUGCUGCCGCUAUAGUCGGAGAUGCCCAUAUUCAUGCUGGUUAACAACAGAAUAUCCUGGACACUAUGGAGAAGAUAUGGACAUGAUGAUGUAUACUUAUGACCAUUACAUCCGUGGGGCAACAACAACUUUCUCUGCUGUGGACAGGGAUCGUCAGUGGAAAUUCAUUGUCUGCAGGAUGACAGAGUAUGACUGCCCAUUUCAAAAUGCUUAAAAAGAUUGAGUAUCCCAAACUUGGAGAGCUUGGGGAGGGUUAGGGUGGGGUGAGGGUGGAUAAUUACGGGAGAAGGACAAUUAGACUCACAAAAAAAGUACAUAGACUCAUCAGCUGUCUGUUGAAGAUAUAAUUCUUUCUUGCCUCUGGAGCUAUUAAAUAAAUUGCCAUCCCACAUGCUUGCAACAGCAAUUUUGAAGGAUUCCCUCAAGCUGCACUGGCAGUUGCAUCCCCCAACUAAAGUUGCUGAUGACACACACGUUUAAGACACACAAGUUUAUAACAUAUGCACAGUUACCUUUUAUAUAUAUUCUGAAAACAUACAACUUAUUUUCACAUAGCAUCUUUGUAUAAAUUGCUUCCCAGAGCAAAGUCACUGCAAAUGAGGAGGAAACAUAAUACAACCUUUCCAACAUGAAAUAGUCUUUCUUAUCUUCUGCUUUUACUUACAAACCAGUGAUCUCUACCAGCUUCUCAGCAUUUAGUAGCUGGAAAUGUGCUGAAAGUAGUAUUAGUAGGUCUCUGACAUACUGCAUCUGGGGUUACCUGUUACAGCUCUCAGCAGAGCUGUACUGCUACAAAUGCCUGUCUAGGCAGGGGAAGUCCAGCUAUAUGCAGUAAGGGACGAUGUCAGUACCUGAUUAAAAUGAGAGUAGAUACAUCAGUAAAAACAGAAACCUAAGCCAGAUUCCAAGUCUCUUUUAUAUUGCCCUAAAGUUUUCAAUGCCCUAACUACCCCAAGAGCACUAACCUGGGCAAACCUGCAGUAAGCUAGGCCAUGCUCACUCAGUAAAUGUGUAUACUAUACCCAUCAGGAGUCUACUUUUCAGGUGCACUGGGCUAUCACCAUAGGUGCCUGCGUGACAGUAUCUUGCCUUAACAAUGUAUUCUUGGCCCAGAUCAGACAAGUAAAACUAAUGACUUCAGGUCACCUCAGUUCCUCCAACUUGCAGAUCUCAUUCCCUGAAAAGGAUGAUUUGACCAGGUUUCAAGACUGCACAGCACUUGUGCAGCUGUAAUCUGACAAGAAAGACCACUGAUCUCUUCUGGGAAGAUCUGGGGUGGGACUUUUGUUCUUGAAGAAGACAGAAUUCAGGGCUCCGUUCUUUAGGUUGUAAAGUCAAUGUAAGACUUACGGUGGCUUUAGUGGCACUUGCUUAAGGGCCAUGAGGAAUGGGCCAUGUACCAAUUUCAGAUUUUAAGCUUCUCAGGAACAGCGGUGUUGGUCAGUUGGUUUUCAUGUCCCAAGCAUUUUUAAUAUAUUUACUAGCAUACCCACAAGUGUGAGCAUUAAAACCACACUUGUCCAAUAAAAGAAUAAUAGGUUUUGCA
Messenger RNA from Rhea pennata, 1952 nucleotides. RefSeq names its product dermatopontin (gene DPT). The record is from RefSeq and is a predicted model, not a curated record. Bases 21 to 620 code for a protein of 199 amino acids. The transcript has 4 exons. Gene Ontology annotation, cellular component: extracellular matrix. Lineage: Eukaryota; Metazoa; Chordata; Aves; Rheiformes; Rheidae. Gene Ontology annotation, biological process: collagen fibril organization.